AUGGGCCAUCAAGACGUGGACAUUUCAUCUUGCCCAUUCUGUCCCUUUUUCGAUACGGACUCCCACUUCGUUGUGGAGCAUAUUGAAUUCUGUCACCCUGAAAAUGGGAUAUCUGGCACUGAGUAUGGUCAACUCACUAUGCAACCACAAGACGCAGCGUUGGAAUGCCAGCGGCCUUCAGUUUGGGACGAAACGGAAUUUCAAACGGACAAAUAUGUCGACUGUCCGCAUGGCUGUGGGGAAGUAGUCAUGAAUACUGAGCUGUCUACUCACUUGGACCUGCACUUUGCAGAAGAAGUUGCCCAUGAAGAUUCAGCAUCGCCGCAAUCAGGAGCACUCGUGGAAAAACCGGAUGGCCACCGAUUUGAUGAUUUCGAUGAUAGAUACAGUGUCCAAGACAAGUAUGCAUUCCGGACGGAAGCAGGUAAAGCACAUAAUCCUCGUUCAAAGACUGCAUACCACAAGACCACAUCGGUCGGAAGCGUGAAAAGGCUUGGGCGGGCCGAAUUAGGGCCUCAUGCCAACGAAAAGCGGAUGCCAUCUUGGUUGUUGAAGAUGCUGGAAAAAGGCCCGAAGAUGACGCAGUCAAAUCAAAUAUCUUCCGAUGGCACACUUUCAAAACAUGUGACGAUUGAAAACGAGGCCAGUCAUGUCAUCCCGGUGCUAGCCAAGCUAUGUGAACAAGACACGUCUGUCCAGCGUGCUUUUCUCUGUAGCCCUGACGUCCGUCAUAUCUUCAAGAUGCCGCGGGAAGGUGGAUUCUGUGGCUACAGGAACAUACAAAUGCUCAUCUCUUAUAUCCAAGAAGCUAGGACCCCGGGGCAUGAGCAUUUUCAAAAAGGGUUGCCGACAAUCCUGGAAUUACAAGAUAUGAUCGAAAACGCGUGGGACAUUGGAUUUAACAGCGUUGGUAGGGUUGAGACUGGAGGCAUUCGUGGAACUAGGAAAUACAUAGGGACACCUGAGGCUCAAGCCCUCUUUUCAAGCCUUGGGAUACAGUGCGAAGCCAAUAGUCUCGCAGAGACGAAAGAUAUGCGUGCUCACGAUGCUCUGUACAUGGACGUUGCUGCGUACUUUCGACAAGCCUGCUCGUUAGGUAUAAAUGGUAAGGUGAUUGUCACAGAGCUAGGCCCCAUUUACUUCCAACACCAAGGGCACUCAUUGACCGUUGUUGGGUUCGAAAUUCGAGAUAAUGGAACCGCAAACUUAUUGGUAUUUGAUCCCAUGUUCAGGACUUCUCAGGCGAUCAAGCGCCUCGUAGGAACGAGUGCAAAAGUCCCUGACCCUGCACGACUUCUAAAGGCAUAUCGGCGAGGAUCGGCUUACCUGCAAAAGUAUAAGCUCUUUGAAACGUUGAAGUAA
Messenger RNA from Aspergillus chevalieri, 1362 nucleotides. RefSeq names its product C78 family peptidase. Lineage: Eukaryota; Fungi; Ascomycota; Eurotiomycetes; Eurotiales; Aspergillaceae. Bases 1 to 1362 code for a protein of 453 amino acids. The record is from RefSeq and is a predicted model, not a curated record. The transcript has 5 exons.